AUGUCCCCAAGAGGAGCACCAGCGGGCAAAGCUGCCAAGCCCCAGGACCGGGGAUGGGCAUGGAUGGUCCUGCUCGCCGCAGUGCUGCUGCAGGGGCUGACGCUGGGCUUCCCCUCCUGCAUUGGUGUCUUCUUCACGGACCUCCAGCACGAGUUCCAAGCCAGCAAUAGCGAGACGUCGUGGUUCCCGUCCAUCAUGGUGGCUGUGCUGCACGGAGGCGGGCCCCUCUGCAGCAUCCUGGUGAAGCGGUUUGGCUGCAGGUUUGUUGUGAUGCUGGGAGGCCUGCUCAGCGGCGUGGGCAUGGUGUCCAGCUCCUUCUGCGAGUCCAUCAGCCAGCUUUACCUAACGGCUGGCCUCAUCACCGGUCUGGGAUCAUGUUUCAGCUUCCAGGCUGGAGUGACCGUGCUGGGCUACUACUUUGUACGGUGGCGAACGCUGGCCAAUGCCAUGGCGUCCACUGGCGUCUCCCUGGGUUUCACACUGUGGCCGCUGCUUUCUCAAUACUUGCUGGAUGAGAUGGGCUGGAGAAACACUUUCCUCAUCUUUGGAGGAAUAUUACUGAACUGCUGUGUUUGUGGAGCCAUUAUGAGACCGGUACAACUUGAAUCAGGGUCACCACUACAGUCACUCAAGCCUGCAGAGGAGCCAGAGAGGAGAGAAGAAGAGGCACAACUAUCCAAUGGAACAUCUCCCUACCCUGAGCUCCAGCAGAAAACCAGGAAGACAGCAUGCUUCCAUAUGCUGCAGAAGUACCUGGCUUUUGACAUCUUCUGUCAAAACAAAGGCUACCAGAUUUACACAAUUGGAGUGACCUGGAUGAUGAUGGGGUUUGCCCUACCCCACGUCUACCUUGUGCCUUACGCCAUCCAGAACGGGGUGGAAGAACGCAGGGCAGCCCUCCUCAUCUCCAUUAUCGGAUUCAUCAACAUCUUCAUACGCCCUUUGACAGGGCUGCUCUCAGGACACAGUGCCUUCACAGGGAGACGCAUCUACCUGUUCAGCCUGGCUGUCCUCCUCUGCGGGCUGAGCAACUUCAUUUGUGUCAUUUCAGCUGAGUUCAGCGUGCUCAUCGUCUACUGCGUCAUCCUCAGUAUAGCCAUGAGCGGCAUCGGGGCACUCCUCUUCCAGGUGCUGAUGGAUGUGGUGGAGAUGGACAGGUUCUCAAGUGCUCUAGGGCUCUUCACCAUCCUUGAGAGUAUCACGCUCCUCAUCGGACCCCCUCUCACAGGUCUCCUGGUGGACAUAACCAGUGAUUUCCACUAUGUCUUCUACAACUCCAGUUUCUUCCUGAUAUCAGCGGCGUUGUUCAUGGGGCUCAGCUUCUGCGCUCUGGAAAAAAAAGCCGAAGUGAAAGAGGCUUCAAAAGUACCUUUGGGUAAUGCCUCCAGAUACCAAUAUAGUGAAAUGCCAGCUGAACCCCAGCCUGAAAGUCAGUCCCCUCCCGCAGUCGUGUACAUCACAAGCAUAUGA
This is a messenger RNA of Eurypyga helias (sunbittern), 1470 nucleotides long. RefSeq names its product solute carrier family 16 (monocarboxylate transporter), member 5 (gene SLC16A5). The coding region runs from base 1 to 1470 and encodes 489 amino acids. The transcript has 4 exons. The record is from RefSeq and is a predicted model, not a curated record. Gene Ontology annotation, biological process: transmembrane transport; monocarboxylic acid transport. Gene Ontology annotation, molecular function: monocarboxylic acid transmembrane transporter activity. NCBI's taxonomy places the organism in Eukaryota, Metazoa, Chordata, Aves, Eurypygiformes, Eurypygidae.